Molecule: messenger RNA, 1158 nt
Organism: Knipowitschia caucasica
Lineage: Eukaryota; Metazoa; Chordata; Actinopteri; Gobiiformes; Gobiidae
Source: the annotation of a GenBank genome assembly
AUGGUGCUGGUGGUCUGCAGCUCCGUGUCGUCCAUCAAAGCCCUGUGGGAAACACGCAUCCGUAAGAUCAGCGAGGACCGUGAGGAGCAGAGGAGGAGGAGGGGCCCCCAGGAGCCAAAGGCAAACAGGGUGGGAGUGGGUGUGUGGGAGGACCGCGCCCUCCUGGCUCGCCUCACACAGAGGGUGCACACAGAGGAGGGUCGCCUGGUGCUGAGGCUGGAGCAGGAGUCCUGGAGCUCCUUACCUUCGUGCCUCCUUCACUUCACGCAGCUGCAGGAGUGGCACGUCCACCGCACCGGCCUCACCGCGCUGCCCGCCUUCUGCAGCAGCUUCCACGGCCUCAUGGUGAUCGACCUGUCCCGCAACGCCCUGGCCCACGUCCCCAAGGAGAUCGGAGAGCUACCGCGGCUACGAGAGCUACUCAUGAGCUACAACAGACUCAGCAGUGUCCCGGACGAGCUGGGCCAGUGUGAGAGUCUGGAGAGACUGGAACUGGCCAUGAACCGGGACCUGAGCGCCCUGCCACCCCAGCUGAAGAACCUGUCGCGGCUGCAGCACCUGGACCUGUCCAUGAACGAUUUCAGCGAGUUCCCGGAGUGUCUGCUGGAGAUGCCGGCGCUGGAGUGGCUCGACAUGGGAGGAAACCGGCUUCAGCAGCUGCCCCACGACAUCUACAGGAUGGAGAAGCUGCACACGCUGUGGUUGCAGAGGAACGAGCUGGAGAAGCUUCCGGACCACAUCAGCCUCAUGAUCUCUCUGGACACUCUGGUGCUGAGCAGCAACAAGCUCCGAGACAUCCCCCCUCUGAUGGAGGACAUGACCCACCUCAGAUUUGUGAAUUUCCGUGACAAUCCUCUGACUCUGGACGUGACGCUACCGCCAAAAGAUCCCAACAAUUCUGCAGCAGAGAAGGAGGACAAGGACCAGGACCAGGAGGAGGAGGACCAGGAGGAGAAGGAGGACCAGGAGGAGGAGGACCAGGAGGACCAGGAGGAGGAGGAGGCCGACGACCGGGAGAUGUUUGGCAAAGACUUCAUGCUGCUUUACAUCCGCGAGGCCAGAAAACGAGCGUACGCCGCGCUCAACGUCCACUGCUCUCACCCUGGGCCGAGGUUUGGACGAGAGCUGCUCAGAGAGUCUGCCGAGGCCCCAGACUGA